Pteropus alecto (black flying fox) is the source of this 4082-nucleotide messenger RNA. It is a transcript of the gene SLC22A15, whose product is annotated as solute carrier family 22 member 15. NCBI's taxonomy places the organism in Eukaryota, Metazoa, Chordata, Mammalia, Chiroptera, Pteropodidae. Gene Ontology annotation, molecular function: transmembrane transporter activity. Gene Ontology annotation, biological process: transmembrane transport. The record is from RefSeq and is a predicted model, not a curated record. Gene Ontology annotation, cellular component: membrane.
AUGCGCAGUGUCGCCAUCACGGAUCUGUGCAUCGAGAGCUGCAUCCCUGCCUCGCUGUGUUCACUGCGAGGAACUGGACUUGAUUCACAGCUAGUGCGAUUUACUGCUAAUUACCGGUACCUCGCAGAUUAUCAGAGGUUAGCCCUGAAGACCUUCCUACUCGGGAUGAGUCCAGAUGUGAGGGAAAAGCGGCAUUGUGCAUCGUCGGAAAUAAUCGUGAGAACACCUAGAACUGAGGGUUUCACAAACCCCGAUCUGAACAUCAGCCAAAGGAAAAACCGGAAGAUAGUUCUCUCCUCCCUGAAGCUGAUGGAAAGAGAACCCAUCCAGAUCUUACAAGGGAAGGUGCAGAUCGCCUGCUGCGUGCUGUCGGUGGGCCUGACGCAGACAGGCGCCUCUGCCUCCGCAGGGGCCUUUUCUGCAUCUGCGGUCUGGUGUCUUAUACCUGUGGUUUGUAAAAACACCAAAGCCAGAAAGCGAACUUUAGAUGGUUUUGUGUGUUUGCUCCUGCAGCUCUACGUGGCCACAGAAGCCAUCCUCAUCACACUGGUCGGGGCCACGCCGUCGUACCACUGGGACCUGGCAGAGCUCCACCCCAAUCAGAGUCACGGCAACCAGUCGGCCGGUGGAGACCAGGCCCUCGGGGCCUGGCUCCUGACAGCCAACGGCAGCGAGAUCCACAAGCACGUGCAUUUCAGCGGCGGCUUCACCUCCAUCGCCUCCGAGUGGUUUUUAAUUGCCAACAGAUCUUACAAAGUCAGCGCAGCAAGCUCUUUUUUCUUCAGCGGUGUGUUUGUGGGAGUGAUCUCUUUUGGGCAGCUUUCGGAUCGUUUCGGAAGGAAAAAAGUCUAUCUCACAGGUUUUGCCCUCGAUAUCUUAUUCGCUGUUGCAAAUGGGUUUUCUCCCUCGUAUGAGUUCUUUGCGAUAACUCGCUUCCUGGUGGGCGUGAUGAAUGGAGGGAUGUCUCUGGUGGCCUUUGUCUGCUUGGGCACUGCCUACUGGGCACUCGCAGGGUCGAUCGGCGGCCUCUUCUUCGCAGUCGGCAUUGCCCAGUACGCCCUGUUGGGGUACUUCGUCCGCUCCUGGAGGACCCUCGCCGUGCUGGUUAACCUGCAGGGAACAGUGGCCUUUCUCUUAUCUUUAUUCAUUCCUGAAUCACCUCGUUGGUUGUACUCCCAGGGUCGACUGAGUGAGGCCGAGGCUGCUCUGUACCUCAUCGCCAAGAGGAACCGCAAGUUCAAGUGUACAUUCUCACUGACGCACCCGGCCAACAGGAGCUGCCGGGAGACUGGAAGUUUCCUGGACUUGUUCCGGUACCGGAUCCUCUUGGGGCACACCCUGACCCUCAUGUUCAUCUGGUUUGUGUGCAGCUUGGUGUAUUAUGGCCUAACUCUGAGUGCAGGAGAUCUAGGUGGAAAUAUGUAUGCCAAUCUGGCCCUGUCUGGCCUCAUAGAGAUUCCAUCGUACCCCUUGUGCAUCUACUUGGUUAACCAAAAGUGGUUUGGUCGGAAGCGGACAUUAGCAGCAUUUCUGUGCCUAGGAGGGCUGGCUUGUCUUAUUGUAAUGUUUCUUCCAGAAAAGAAAGACACAGGUGCGUUCGCCGUGCUGAACAGCCGUUCCUUGUCCCUGCUGGGGAAGCUGACCAUCAGCGCUGCCUUUAACGUCGUGUACAUCUACACCUCUGAGCUCUACCCGACGGUCAUCAGGAACGUCGGGCUGGGAACUUGUUCCAUGUUCUCCCGAGUCGGCGGGAUUAUCGCUCCCUUCGUCCCCUCCCUGAAGUACGUGCAGUGGUCUUUACCCUUCAUUGUCUUUGGAGCCACGGGCCUGGUCUCCGGCCUCCUGAGUCUGUUACUGCCAGAAACCCUUAACAGUCCGUUGCUGGAGACGGUUUCUGACCUUCAGGUGUAUUCCUACUGGAGGCUGGGAGAGGAAGCUCUGUCGUUACAGACCUUGGACACCCCACAGUCUGUGGACAAGGAGCGGGUAGGGAGUGAGAGUGAGGAAGAGGAAGAGUUUUACGAUGCCGACGAAGAGACUCAGAUGAUCAAGUGAAGAGCGCCAGGCCCCUCUCAGAAGCAGGCCGUCCGUGGUGCCUCCGGCCGAGGCAGCUUCUCCUGGGAAACUUCAAGCACUGCAGAAGAUAGGCGUGGACUCGCAUAGAAGGGACUCAGCGUGGACCGGUUAUUUUUCAGGCACAGAACAAGUUGGAGGAGAGAUUUAGUUCAUGGAAGAGGCCAUCACUGCAUUGAGGGAAUAGUUAAUUUGUCCAGUAUUCGGGUUUAGCUCAGAAUCAUGACCUCGGGCAAGACAUCUCAACUCCACAUGCCAGAGUGGCAAGCUGAUUUGUUUCCAGAAGUUUGAUCAUGUCGCUUUUCCUCCAUCACGACCUAAAGCAGAUAUGUAAAAUUUCAUUUUCACUGUUGUAGUGGGAUAAGAUGAACACCUUUAAGACUGAAUCUUUCGGUCCGUAAGAUUCAUCUCCUUACGCAUUUGACAUCCACCUGUAUCAGUUGCUCCUCACCAGGAAUCUUCUGAGACAGGCUGCUGUUCGCAUGUUGACUGUGCCAGAGGAAAAGCACCUAGAGGUCACCUAUGUGGCCCGAGGCCCUCCCUCUGGCUUUAUUCUAACUGAUGAAGGAAGUUGGGUCCUUGGCUUAGUUCCUGGCCUCACAGCUGGCUUGAGCUCCUUGUGCCUUUAGUCUCACAGAUGAUUUUCUGGGAAAAGCCAACUGCACCAGAGCAGCCAGCUCAGAGUCAGGCGUGGCUGCGAGCUCAGAUUCCAUAAUUUCUUCAGUUCCCUCUUGGCACACCUCUAGAAAAAUUUCUGUCUCAGAUUCGAGUACCAGCAGUAACUUCAAAAUUAUGCCCGAUAAAUGAUGAUGUUUUAUAAAGGUGGAGAGCAGUUUAAAAGGGACUUGGUGAGCCUUGGAUGUUAAAAGGGGAGGGGGAGGGGCAAGGAGGUAGCAUUUUUAAGAAGGAAGAAAAGAAAAUUAUUUUCCACAAUUUUGUAUUUGAUUUGUUUUCAGUGCUGUGCAAUGUGGGACUUGGGCAAGAUUUAAGAAUUCGAACUCUCCCGAGGUCAGCCCCUGCCUAUUUAGUCAAAUGGAAGGCACGAGAAUUUCAUAGGAAAUUUUGAUUUUUUUGUUAAGUACUACCAACUUUCAAAUAAAUCAAAAUCAUACUCAAGUUUCCUAAAAUCAUGUGCUGAAAAUAUCUGUUUCCCCAAGAAACCUGAAUGUCAUCUCAAACUGGAGUCAGUGAGCUUAGGCAGCAUUGCUUUAGGUCACUUUCCCAACUAGGAAAAUUUCUGUGUUUUCAGAAUUUCCACUCCUCCUAACCUCUUAGAGAAAAAGAAAAUGCAUUAGCGGUAACGCAAAGACGCCACAGCGACCCACAGUGACCGCUUCAGGAAAUCUUGGAGGCCUCACCCCCAGCGGGCUCCCCCACAUUGUCCCCUUAUUUGCCCUGGAUCAGUCUGUACCUUUGUACGUGUUGAAAUAUUUUUAUGUUCUUUAUGCUCAUGAUUAUGUAUCAUGCUCUUCACAAAUAGGGGCCAUCUCUACUACUUUGUAUUUCUCUCUGCUGUGUACAGAACACGGGCCUGGAUGUAGCAAGGACUAGAAUGUAUCAUUGUUUCUAGCCAUCCCAGAAAUUUGGAACUCCUCCCAGUAUCCUUUUUGUAAGCCCCAGGCAGAUCUGACCCCAACCCCCCGCACUGCGGAUUCCUGCUCAUCUUUCUCUGGAAAAGGCAGACCCCGCCCACUGCCAAGGGAGGAGGAGAGGAGGAACUUAACGGCACUAAAAGCUCUUCAGUGGCCGCCAUUCAGAUGAAACACUGCAAGAAAAAUGCAAGACACCUAAGAAACGCCAGGGUCUCCAGGGUCCAAAGUCUCAUAACAGAACCUUGGCACCACAUGGACACGUUGAAAGAAACCGUGUUGUGGUUUCCUGAUUUGGUGAGUGAAAACCACUGCCCGUUGUAAAUGCAGUUUUGUAAUGGGGCUGCUUUCAAGCAAUACAGACAUUCUUUAGUAUUUAAAAAUGAGUAAAUAAAAUAAAACAAGUAAACAAGAAGCAAA